Molecule: messenger RNA, 4315 nt
Organism: Myxocyprinus asiaticus (Chinese sucker)
Lineage: Eukaryota; Metazoa; Chordata; Actinopteri; Cypriniformes; Catostomidae
Product: calcium-activated potassium channel subunit alpha-1-like
Exons: 32
Coding region: 407-4306 (1299 amino acids)
Biological process (GO): potassium ion transport; transmembrane transport
Cellular component (GO): postsynaptic membrane
Molecular function (GO): large conductance calcium-activated potassium channel activity
Source: RefSeq, a predicted model, not a curated record
CGGAGAAAACGCGCACUGAAUGAACGCAACACGUUGCUGAAUGAGAGAGAGAAAGAGAGAGAGGUGAUAAUACAGCGGUCUGUCCAUCAAAGGAAUUGGGGUGGAAACGGCGUUCGCGGACGCGUUGGCGAGCAAUUCACGAUUAUUUCGCGGCUUUAAAUCAUGUGGAUGUCUUGAGUCUGGGGAGAUAUUAAAAACAUGACGAUUUUCCACUAGUUUUCGUGCGUUUUGAGGAUUUUGACGGGCGCGUCACAGGUUGCCCGGAGAUCCGAAGAGCGGCCGAGCGCACGGAGAACAGCGGGAGGAGAGCGCGCACGCCCGGGCACACACGCGGGGCUGCCCGCCCUGCCUAACAUGGCUGAUCGUCGGUUGUGGGGCGCCGCCGGGAUCUCCAGAAAGACGCUCCAUGCUGCCCAUUGAAGGAGAUGAUGAUGAUGAUGAUGAUGGACCUGAUGAGAAGCAGCUCUCCACAAUAAUGACCAACUUCAUCGACAAGCAUCUGAAAGCGGGUCCGUCCUCGGUUCGGAAGAUGGACGUGAUCAUCCCGUACACCCCCGAUGUGCCCUGUGACCCGAACGGGCAGCGCAUGUGGUGGGCGUUCCUCGCCUCCUCCAUGGUCACUUUCUUCGGGGGUCUCUUCAUCAUCCUGCUGUGGAGGACUCUUAAGUACCUGUGGAGGGUGUGCUGCCACUGCAAGGUGAAGAAGAAGGACGUACAGCGAGUGAGUAACCCAGCUGUCACCAGUGAUGGGGGGAUUAAAGGAGGGGGAGAGCGCGAGACGGCGGCCAGCGAGGUGGGAUGGAUGACCUCUGUGAAGGACUGGGCAGGGGUCAUGAUCUCCGCUCAGACACUCACUGGACGCGUGCUGGUAGUGCUGGUGUUUGCUCUGAGCAUUGGCGCUCUCGUCAUUUACUUCAUCGACUCAUCCGACCCGAUUGAAUCCUGUCAACAUUUCGACAAGGACUUCACAUUACAGAUCGACAUGGCCUUCAAUGUGUUUUUCCUGUUGUACUUUGGGCUGCGUUUCAUUGCAGCCAAUGAUAAGUUGUGGUUCUGGUUGGAGGUGAAUUCUGUGGUGGAUUUCUUCACCGUUCCGCCCGUGUUUGUGUCUGUGUAUCUGAACAGGAGUUGGCUGGGCUUGAGGUUUUUAAGAGCCCUGAGGCUGAUCCAGUUCUCAGAAAUAUUACAGUUUUUAAAUAUCUUAAAAACAAGCAACUCCAUAAAGUUGGUGAAUUUGUGCUCAAUCUUCAUAAGCACAUGGCUGACAGCAGCGGGCUUCAUUCAUUUGGUGGAAAACUCGGGCGAUCCUUGGGAAAACUUCCAAAAUUCCCAACCACUUUCCUACUGGGAGUGUGUGUACUUACUCAUGGUAACCAUGUCCACAGUGGGUUAUGGAGACGUUUGUGCUAAAACAACCCUCGGACGCCUCUUCAUGGUCUUCUUCAUUCUUGGAGGAUUGGCCAUGUUUGCCAGCUACGUUCCUGAAAUCAUAGAGUUAAUAGGAAACCGCAAGAAAUAUGGUGGUUCGUAUAGUGCAGUAAAUGGGAGAAAGCAUAUAGUGGUCUGCGGUCACAUCACACUGGAGAGCGUCUCCAACUUCCUUAAAGACUUCCUACACAAGGACAGGGAUGAUGUCAAUGUAGAAAUAGUUUUUCUCCAUAAUAUUUCCCCUAAUCUUGAGCUGGAAGCCUUAUUCAAGAGACACUUCACACAGGUGGAGUUUUACCAGGGAUCCGUUCUAAACCCCCAUGAUCUCGCCCGAGUCAAGAUUGAGUCGGCUGAUGCGUGUCUAAUUUUAGCCAAUAAGUACUGUGCAGAUCCCGAUGCGGAGGAUGCGUCCAAUAUCAUGAGGGUAAUAUCCAUUAAAAACUACCAUCCAAAAAUCCGUAUUAUUACUCAGAUGCUGCAGUAUCACAAUAAGGCUCAUCUUCUCAACAUCCCGAGCUGGAACUGGAAGGAGGGUGAUGAUGCCAUCUGUCUGGCCGAGCUGAAGUUGGGCUUCAUUGCUCAGAGCUGCCUGGCACAGGGUCUGUCCACCAUGCUGGCAAACCUCUUCUCCAUGAGAUCGUACAUUAAGAUUGAAGAGGACACGUGGCAGAAGUAUUAUUUAGAGGGAGUAGCCAAUGAAAUGUACACGGAGUAUCUGUCCAGUGCCUUUGUGGGUUUGUCUUUCCCCACGGUUUGUGAGCUCUGUUAUGUGAAGCUGAAACUUCUGCUGAUUGCCAUCGAGUAUAAAUCAGACCAGAGAGAAAGCAGCACGCUGAUUAACCCGGGAAAUCACGUGAAGAUGCAGGAGGGCACGCUCGGAUUCUUCAUUGCCAGUGAUGCCAAAGAGGUCAAGAGGGCACUUUUCUAUUGUAAAGCUUGUCACGAUGACAUCACAGACCCCAAACGCAUCAAGAAAUGUGGAUGCAAACGAUCCAAGAGAUCCGGCUCCAAGAGAAUGCGGCUGGCAUGUUGUGUAGCUUGCAGUGGGGCAGAACGGUGCUGCUCGUGCAUGUCAGAAAGUGUCUCUAGUAACUUGGAGGUCCUGCAUCGUGGCUUCCCCCUCUCUCCUGUCUCUCUGUAUGAUAACACAACUACUUUACGCUACUCUAAAAGUAACUAUAAUGGAUACAUCAAAUCAAUGGAGGAAGAGCAGCUGUCCGCUCUGUCACCCAAGAAAAAACAACGUAACGGAGGCAUGAGAAACUCGCCCGCCUGCUCUCCCAAAAUAAUCAGGCUCGACCCGUUGUUAGUCACCGGACAUGAUCAAAUGGAAACAAUGGAUGAGAAUGUUAAGAAAUAUGAUUCUACUGGAAUGUUCCACUGGUGCCCGUCAAAAGACAUAGAAAAGGUCGUCCUGACGAGGAGCGAGGCGGCGAUGACGGUUUUGAGUGGUCAUGUGGUGGUUUGUAUAUUUGGGGAUGUGAAGUCGGCUCUGAUUGGUCUUCGUAACCUGGUGAUGCCUCUGAGAGCCAGUAACUUCCACUAUCAUGAGCUGAAGCCAAUUGUGUUUGUGGGGUCUCUGGAGUACCUGAAGAGAGAGUGGGAGACACUACACAACUUCCCCAAAGUCUCCAUCUUACCUGGCACUCCACUGAGUCGUGCUGAUCUGAGAGCUGUCAACAUCAACUUGUGUGACAUGUGUGUCAUUCUGUCAGCCAAUCAGAACAAUAUCGACGAUGCGUCUCUACAGGAUAAGGAAUGUAUUCUGGCAUCUCUCAACAUCAAGUCCAUGCAGUUUGAUGACAGCAUCGGUUUACUGCAGGCAAACUCUCAAGGUUUCACUCCUCCUGGGAUGGAUCGCUCGUCUCCAGAGAACAGUCCUGUACAUGGACUGGUGCGUCAGCCGUCCAUCACAACAGGAGCAAAUAUUCCCAUCAUCACAGAACUCGUUAAAACAGAUAAGUUGCUGCCACUGGUUUCUCUGAGCCAGGACAAGAGCAGUGGCACCAACUCAGUGAUGCUAAAAGACAUAGUGAAUGACUCAAAUGUUCAGUUUCUGGAUCAGGAUGAUGAUGAUGAUCCAGACACAGAGCUGUAUCUCACGCAACCCUUCGCCUGUGGAACAGCGUUUGCCGUCAGUGUUCUGGAUUCAUUAAUGAGCGCUACAUACUUCAAUGAUAACAUUCUAACUCUGAUCCGGACGCUGGUUACUGGUGGUGCCACACCUGAGCUGGAGGGUUUGCUGGCAGAGGAGAAUGCCCUGCGUGGGGGUUACAGCACCCCACAAACCCUGGCAAACAGAGACCGCUGCCGUGUCGCUCAACUGGCGCUCUACGAUGGGCCCUUCGCAGAUCUUGGGGAUGGUGGUUGCUACGGUGAUUUAUUCUGUAAAGCAUUAAAAACAUACAACAUGUUGUGUUUUGGAAUAUAUCGCUUAAGAGAUGCACACCUGGGAUCACCCAGCCAAUGCACCAAACGAUAUGUGAUUACAAACCCACCGUAUGGUUUUGAGCUGGUGCCUACAGAUCUUAUCUUCUGUCUGAUGCAGUUUGACCACAACGCCGGGCAGACCCGCGCCAACCUGACCACACACUCCACCAUCUUCCCCAGCAAAAAGAGUCUGUCUGCCCACUCCAUACCCCCAUCAUCCGCGCGGCCGGGUCGCAGCCGGAGCAGAGACCUGCGCGAGAAACAGAAUGUGACCAGGAUGAAUAGAGCGGUCUCAGAAAAGAACUGGUACACAGACGAACCUGAGAACGCCUUCCCGAGGAGUUCACAAACCAAACACGCCAAUACACACUCAGCCAAUCAGGUGAAUCAGUACAAAUGCACCAGCAACAUCAUCCAGCCAAUCAGAGAGGUGGAAGAGGACACCUGAGACAAUAUC